AUGGCAUGGACGUGGUAUUUUUUUUCCUUGCAACAUACCGAUUUAGGUCCAGCGGAUUGGCGUUUGGAGGAUAUGCUGGAUGGGCAGUCGGUAUUCAACGCCCAGAGUAUUCAAAAUGCACAAAUGCGGAUUGCCAACGAUGCGAGUUUGAGUGCUGCACAAAUAGCUCGCGCUCGUGAACUUCUUCAGGAACUGCUAUUCACAAUCACCGUGAAACCGGAGCAUAUGCCACUGAAUGGAGGUGCGGAAAUGCCAGAAGCUCGUCGUAUGGGUAGCGGUGGUGACGGGCAUCGCUUUGGUACUGAGGAUGAAAAACGUCCAAAUUUUACCGAUCGUUGGACUUCCGAAUAUCCCCCUUCUGAGAUUUUACCGCCAUAUUCACCCAUUCACCAACAAGCAAUGGGACCAGUUCCAGCACGUGAACGUGAUUUUCCACGUACUCAGAAUCCGCCUGCAACAUCACCUUGGCCUACGGAUUCAUCAGCUGCAGCUGGAUAUCAUCCACAGCGAGAACCCGUGGAACCAGAAAAGGGUCGACCGGAUAUAAGUUUGGAUGCUGGAAAGCGCGAGAUGGAGACCCGGCCGAGACAUUUUGAUGGCAGAGGUAUGGCUGGUCGAGGUGAGAUUGGUCGUCCUUUUGGAGAGAUAGCGAUCUCACGUUGCAUGCAAGUUUUUGAAGCGGGCGGCCUAGUCGUUGUGCCAACGGACACCUUAUAUGGUGUGGUCACAACGAUUGCGAAUUCCGAUAAGUUGUACAAGUUGAAACGCCGCAGCCGCUUGAAACCACUCGGUCUUUUUGUUAGCAACAUGCGCGAAAUUCAAAGGUUUGUUAAUUUACUAAAUUUCGUUUUCGUUGAAAGCGGCCCGAAUGCUCCGUAA
Molecule: messenger RNA, 879 nt
Organism: Gongylonema pulchrum
Lineage: Eukaryota; Metazoa; Nematoda; Chromadorea; Rhabditida; Gongylonematidae
Source: the annotation of a GenBank genome assembly